Aspergillus homomorphus CBS 101889 is the source of this 753-nucleotide messenger RNA. RefSeq lists its product as uncharacterized. The record is from RefSeq and is a predicted model, not a curated record. Bases 343 to 726 code for a protein of 127 amino acids. The transcript has a single exon. Lineage: Eukaryota; Fungi; Ascomycota; Eurotiomycetes; Eurotiales; Aspergillaceae.
GCUCAGAUAAAGCGAGUGAUGAGCACCACCUGGUCCAUGGCGCAAUGUUCGCGGCCACGUUGACAGGAAUGACGACCUCUCAAGCGGGGAUUGCCGGAAACUGCAGUCUCAUCACUAGCUCGAGAGUAACAAGAGCUUUGCCCCAUGGCAGAAGAAAAUUGCAUAGGAUCUAAUGACAAGCUCCACUCCAGAACUUCUUGUCUGUUCCAGAAUACGGUAUAUAUCUCCAACAAAAGGGAAUAUCAGCUACCUCAAGGUCGACUAUAAAAUGCCAUCUCGACGCUCCCCAUUCCGUCCAUCCCACUCAUACUCACCACCCAGUCCAUCUCAACAACAGCCACGAUGCGCAAUCCAGCAGAAACAGAGACCGCACGGGAACACGUCGUCGACAAGCUCACUGAGAUCUUCCGGGAAUUUGGCUGCGCCUGCACGGUCCUGGACGCAUCCAGCCCGCGGACGGCGCAGACACAACGUCUGGUUAUCCCGGACGAUACGGUGAUUGUCAUCGGCGCCAGCUUAGAGGUCUGCCACGACACCUCGUCGCUCCUCCGGUUCCUGCCCCUGGGCGAAGAAGGCUCCCGGUGGCAUCUCGGGUUCCGACCGCCGCUUACCCCCGACCAACGAUGCCGUCUCGAGCAGGAAUUCCCGGGCUGCGAGGUCCGUUGGGCGACUGGGUUUGUGGUUCGAGGCGAGACGGUGCGCGUGGUUGUUAUGGUGGCACUGUGAUGUUGGGAAUGUGCGGGCGGAGGAAGU